AUGGCGUGUCCUGUAGAUCACACAGGUAGGAUGACGGUGACGUCUAGAUGUUGUAAAGGUUUACUGAAACUGUGUCAAAUCAGGUGAAGUUAGCUAACUGCAGCGUCAAGGUGACCACAGACUAGUCACUGCUCUGUUUGUACAGGCGAAAUAAUGUAACAACGUUCAAGUUAAUUACUAUAAAUUGUCAAAAAAGUCUGUUUGUUAUACUUAGUUGGUGGAUAAUGAAAGAAAACUGCAUUAACUUCGUCCUACAUGCACAAAUUUAGGUUCUAGAUAAGAGUGUGGUGUGAAUCAGUCACCUCCUGUAAACUCAGUAUGGUCUUCUUCUGAUUUCUGCCAAAUUUACAUCAGACUGCAGCAUUACUGCCACCUAGUGUCCAAGUCAGAGACUGUUUUCUGUGCUCUUUCCAAGCUGUUAAGUUGUGAUCAAAGUAUGAUUCAUUUAGCUUCAACAACUUUGUACAUUUCUCAUUAUAUAAAACUGUUUUGAAGCUUGAGAAUUGCCUUGCCUUAGAGCUGGUCAGUCAGAUGAUUGAAAUGUAAUCCAGUGAAGGAGCUUAAGAGGCUGUAAACUGGCAAACCGCCCCACAGUAUUUCACCAGUCCUUUUUCUUAAUAGGAGGCCCACAGAUUAGGAAUACCCUACCGUCAGAAAUAAAACAUAACCUGACUACAUAGUUUACAUCACUAAAACAAAGCCAUAGGUUGUUUAUUUCUUAAUAAGUACACAUUGUCGAUGCUCGCUUUACUGUCUCUAUGUGGCUGCUUAUGUAACACUGUUUUGCUGUUAGUUUUGCUUGUAUUUGUCUCUUUUGUUAGUUGUCACUUCCAUACAACUGUUUGUAUGUUCCUCAUUUCCCAAAAGCCUAACAGGAACCACAGACUAGUGAUGGGCACGGCAGUUCUUUUAGAUGUACUGAAUCACUAGAAUCAAUUCACUAAAAAGAUUUGUUCAAAAGAUUGGUUCACCAAAUCACCGAAUCACUUAACGCUUGGCAGGAGAGGCCUGCAACCCCGACCUCCUGAACUGAUACACAGCUGAACGUUUCAGGAUUCAGUUCAAUUCAUAGUUUCUGGGACUGGAAGACAAGAGUGUUUGGCUGUGUCGCUUUGGCAAAAGUCAUGAUGUUUUAAGUGUACUGUCCUAUUGUAUGCCAUUUAUCAGGUCUGCUCAGUAAAAUGGGCUUAGUGAGUGAUUCGUUCACUGAACGUUUAUAAGUUUUCACACUGAACAUGCACCAUUCCCCCGCAAACCGCUGCAGUGAUAGGAUGCUGCGGGUUUAAUGUAUGCAAGUUGUUGUGGUGGCAAUUUAGCAGUGAAAAAAAAAAAAGUUUUGUCCGACAAAAAUUAUUCCUCGUUCGCCGGCUGCUGGCCUGGCAAUGCUGUUUCUCACUUCAGCUCAACUGAAGUGAGAAACGAACAAAUCACUGGAGGAAGUGAUUCGGUUCAGUACAUUCACUUAAAAGAUUCUGUUCUUUUGAAUGUUAAACCUUCAAAAGCUUUGGUACUAUGCAGUUAUCAAUAAUAAUAAAUAGUGGCCAGAUUUUGAUAUCUUGGAUUUGUGCAUGCCUGUUUACUGACACACUUUUAUGACAAGGGAGAAUUUAUUUGAAUUAUUAAUGCCUGAACUUACAUAUCCUAUCCUUUAAUGAUAUUAACAACUCAAAAAAAGAUUUGUGUCAUUAAUAAAGUGGUCACAAUAAUUCCGUCCAGGCUUUUUUCCCUGAGGUUUUCAAAGCUGAAUUAGUGCAUAUACUAAAAUCCAGAUCAUACUAUGCUGUGUAAAAAAGUACAUUUUACCUCACUGUGUAAAACAUUAAACUCUGUUGUUAUUUUUCAACAGCACCACAUAAUUUUUCUUUAGCUGGGGGUCAAUGUUAAAAUUUGUGGUAAAAUGAGUCUCUUGUUCAUUCUAUAAAAAUGUCACUUGAUGAUAAACUGUUUCUGUGUGUUAUUUGUUGAACCAUCAGUGGAGCUGAAUCCGGGCCUGCUUCCUCUAGACUGGCUUCUGGGCACCUGGGAGUCAGACGAACCCGGGGAGGGCUGUUUUCCCACCAUAAAACCUUUCCACUACACAGAGACACUGAACUUCAGCCAUGUGGGCCAACCAGUCAUCAACUUCAUGUAGGUUAUUUUACAAAACUUGUUUUAAAGUUAUUAUAAUCCUUCAAUAUAACUGCUAACCAAUCCCACAAAUAUUGAUAAUCAUACAUAGAUUUUACUGUGGAUCCUACUAAUAUGGCCCAAAUGUUAAAGUCUGGUUCACAGCCCCACCACACCCGGCAUUACUGAUCUGUAUGGUUGAGUAAACAGUUUAUUCCACCUUUAACCACAGGAGUUGAUGAGGAGUUUAACCACUGGAGGUCAGCAAAAGCAAGACUUAGAGAGGGUGGGACAGUUUCAAACGCUGGCAGCUAACAAUAAGAUGUAUUCAUAAGAUUAUUUUUUUUCCUCAUAGGUUUUUGCAGCCUUUGUCACUCUUUCAUAAGCUAAGAAAACAAUGUUAAAGACGCAGCUACUGUGCUUGUUAAACACAUGCGGUUUGCCCUCUUUCUUUCUGUGCUUGGCAGGUUCUGUGCUUAUAAUGCAGAGACUAAGAAGCCUCUGCAUCGAGAGAGUGGCUUCAUCCGAAUCCAGCCAGGGACCAACAAAGUGGCGUUCAUCAUCGCGCAGAAUUCAGGUAGGUAACGUUUGCAUUUUUGACAUUUUGAGGAAAUUACAAAAGGUUACUGUGCAGAUGCUGUGUAGUAAAGCUUGAUAUGAAUUGACAUCAUGUUUUGAACCUGUAGUUGAUUGACUACACACCUGUUCAGGUCUGUUUUUUUUUUCUUUUUUUUUUCUUUUUCAGUCUGUUUUUACACUUUAGGUAAAAGAAUCCCUUAUUAGUGAUUUUCUCAUUAAAAGGAGAUUUCCAAUUUAAAUGAAACACUAUUUAUUUUUUCAACUAUGACUACACUGGCAUUGAAUUUUCUUGAGAAUUAGUUUAUAACCCCUGACUCACUGCUUCGUCUACACAAACACACACUAUUUGCACUCAUAUUGAACCCAGUGUUUUUGUUUCAGGUCUGGUGGAGAUUGAGGAGGGAGAGCUCACAGAUAAGCAGCUGAACCUGCAGAGCCAGGCUUUGGCAAGAACGUCUUUUGCCAGGGAGCCGCAUGUACAGCAGGUUAUACCAACUCUCAGAUGCUGCAUCAUGUGCUCAUCAUGAAUAUUCAUUGAUGACUUAAUUCACUGAAAUGAAAAAUAAUAAUUAUGUAUACUGCCCACAAAAUGUCAUAACUUUCUUCUGAAACUUGUUUGGAUCCGUGAAAAAGCGACCUCGCCUGCUCUUUUAUUCUUUCAGAUUUCUCGAGUGUUUCAGCUCAGACCAGAUGGGAGGCUGGAGCAGACAGUUUCCAUGGCAACUGACAACCAGCCACUGAUGCAGCACUUGCACAUCACCUACCGUCGGUCAUCUUGA
Xyrichtys novacula (pearly razorfish) is the source of this 3464-nucleotide messenger RNA. The record is from the annotation of a GenBank genome assembly. NCBI's taxonomy places the organism in Eukaryota, Metazoa, Chordata, Actinopteri, Labriformes, Labridae.